AUGGCCCCCCGAGAGUCCCAACCGCUCCCACCCUCCCUACCAUACCGCCUCGAUGGCAAGGUAGCGCUUGUGACCGGCUCGGGCCGCGGAAUUGGUGCCGCCAUGGCCGUCGAGCUUGGCCGAGCGGGCGCCAAGGUGGUUGUCAACUAUGCCAACUCGCGGGAGUCGGCCGAGAAGGUCGUGGCCGAGAUCAAGGCCCUCGGCAGCGACGCCAUGGCCCUGCAGGCCGAUGUCCGGCAGGUGUCACAGAUUGUGAAGCUGAUGGACGAUGCCGUGGCUCACUUUGGUGGGCUGGAUAUUGUGUGCAGCAACUCGGGCGUCGUUAGUUUCGGGCAUCUGAAGGAUGUGACCGAGGACGAAUUCGACCGUGUCUUUAGCCUCAACACGCGCGCGCAAUUCUUUGUCGCGCGCGAGGCAUACCGCCAUCUGCGCGAGCACGGCCGCAUCAUUCUGAUGUCGUCCAACACGGCGCGCGACUUCAGCGUGCCUCGGCACUCGCUGUAUUCUGGGUCCAAGGGGGCGAUCGACUCGUUCGUGCGCGUGCUGUCAAAGGACUGCGGCGACAAGAAGAUCACGGUCAACGCGGUGGCGCCGGGGGGCACGGUCACGGAUAUGUUUCAUGAUGUGUCGCAGCAUUAUAUCCCGGGUGGAGAGAAGUAUACGGCCGAAGAGAGGCAGCAGAUGGCAGCGCAUGCCUCGCCGCUGGUGCGCAAUGGAUAUCCCGUCGACAUCGCGCGGGUGGUUGUGUUCCUCGCCAGCAACGAGGCCGAGUGGGUCAAUGGCAAGAUCAUUACGGUGGACGGGGGGGCAGCGUAA
Dichotomopilus funicola is the source of this 816-nucleotide messenger RNA. RefSeq names its product Versicolorin reductase. NCBI's taxonomy places the organism in Eukaryota, Fungi, Ascomycota, Sordariomycetes, Sordariales, Chaetomiaceae. The transcript has 3 exons. The coding region runs from base 1 to 816 and encodes 271 amino acids. The record is from RefSeq and is a predicted model, not a curated record. Gene Ontology annotation, molecular function: oxidoreductase activity.